This is a messenger RNA of Lottia gigantea (owl limpet), 4072 nucleotides long. RefSeq lists its product as hypothetical. The record is from RefSeq and is a predicted model, not a curated record. Bases 635 to 3364 code for a protein of 909 amino acids. Lineage: Eukaryota; Metazoa; Mollusca; Gastropoda; Lottiidae. The transcript is spliced from 12 exons.
GUUUUUUAACAGACGAUUUAUUUUAGAAAUGUUGUGUUUUUAUAAGAAAUGUUGCUUAAAUUAUAUAUUUAUUUCAUAAUUUUAAUAUUUUAAAAGUGAAAGGAACUCAAAUGAUGUUUCGAUCUUUAAUGCUUCUGGGCCACUACUUGGAUCACCAUUUAUUCCUCAAGUGAAACAAGCGUUGGGAUUCAAUGAUACUUUAAGUCCAUUUGGAAGUCCAAGUGCAAAUCGAUCCCGCAUAAAACGAUCAAAUACUUUUCAUUAUGCUCCUACACAUCCAACAUCAUCAAGCCUAGGAUCAUUACCAGUAGUACGUUUAGGACGUAAAGAUAAACAUGCUGUUGUUGAUGGGAGUUUAUUAAACAGUCCAAAUACUGUUAAAAUUGCUCCACCAGAUGUGCAAAGAUUUCCAACAUGUAGACUUACAUCAAUUAAAGAAAGAUCAUCCUCGAUUGGCUCUCAUUCUCAAGCACCAGAUACACAAGCUAUAGUUAGUGCCUUAAGGGAAGGAAGAAAACGAUCGUUUGUACACCAAGAAGAAUCUGUGUUUGAUGAUAUUGAUGUCAAUCAAAAAUCAAAGAGAAGGAGACAAGAAAGUAAUCAAUCAACAGCAUCUUCUGCCUCAAUACCACCCAUGCCUGACAAUUUCCCAGACUUAGCUCAAUCUGGAUAUACUUUAACCCCCAUAGAUAGUGGUGGUGUCAAACGUCCAGCUGCACCUAGUCAAGAACCAUUAGAUGUCCAUGAAAUAUCUCUUGCUAAAAGACCAAAGAAAGACAACAGAAAUGAUCCAAUCAAGAGUUCUUUACGAUCUAGUAAAAUCUCAAUGUUAAAAGAGACAACAGGAAAGUUACCGACUAGAAGACACAGUAUAUGUUAUCCAACCAGACAAAAUGAAAGUAAAAUGGAGGAAAUGAAUGAUAUUAAUGAAGAGGAUAAUAAUAGAGGAAAUACUAGUCCAACAUCAUCAGACGUCAGUAUGAGAUAUUUACGAAAUCAACCAACUAUUCUGCUUUCUAGUUUAAAAACAAAUGAAGAACUAAGAAAAAGUAAUGAUGACUUAUUUAGUGGUAGUAAUAAUGAUGCCAGUAGCGCUGAAAACAGUAUGAAUACAAGUUUGAAUUCAUCAACAAGUAAAAGGCUGUUAUUUGAUGGAAUUAAAAAAUCUACUAAGAAAAGACUCUCACUUUAUCCAAGUUUAAAUACCAGCUUUAAAAAGGUACCAGUGUCAAAUGUGGUGGCUAGUGCUGAAGAUUAUGAGAAGGAUCGUGAAGAUGAACAGAAAAGAGUUACUGAAAUGCUGAAAGAAAUCACAGAAGAACAUGAAAAUAAGAACAAAAAAGAAGAGAAGUUAAGUGCUACUAAGACAUCAACAACUUUACCUCCAACUACAAGUUCUACAGCCACAACAGCUACCAUAAGUUUUGGUACUACAAAGCUGCCAGAAGCUUCAAAACCACAAACUACACUAGUAGUCUCUACUGCUGUUACAUCUUUGACAGCUAACCCAGUCACUACUACUUCAUCCAUAGGCAAAACUUUAGAAUCAGGAAUGCCAAGUUCUUCUUUAGGCCUAUCUGCUUUGACUUCAGUAACUAGUCUAGUUAGUACAGCAUCAAGUACAGCUGCCACCCCUUCAAAUUAUACAUUUAAACCUGUAUUUGGGGCUGCAUCCACUGCCACGACUGCUACAACAUCUGUAGUCUCAUCAACCACUACAACCUCAACACCAACAGGAUUCUCAAUAGCUUCAGGAGUACUUGGUGCAAGUUCUUUUAAGCUGGGUUCAGGAUUCGAUGUACCUGUACCAAAAACCUCAAAUGUUUUGCCUGGAAUUACAACGUCAUUAUUGACAAGUACAUCAUCACUUAAUGGAGGUUUUAAAACAUCUAGUACUACAGCAGCAUUUCCCAGCAUGAAACCAAUUUCAAACACCACCAACCCAAGUAAAAAUGGUGGUGGAUUCACAUUUGGAAACACUUCCUCUGGUAAAGAACAAACACCAUCUUUUGCUUUUGGUCAUACAUCUCAAGCUGUAACUUCAACUCAUCAAUCAACAGCUGCAAGUGUGACUAAUUUUGGACAAAGAGCACAAGCAACUCAAAUAAAUAGUAACACUGGUCCAUCAGUUUUACAGUCAAACUUCAGUUUUGGCCAAAAUCAAGCUUCAACAGGUGGGUUUGGAUUUGGUGGAGCUACAGCCUUGUCAGCUCUUUCUGCCCUUUCUGGACUUUCAUCAGCUCCCCAAGCAACACCUACAACUAACCCUCCACCAUAUUCCCUGAACGCAGGGGGCCAAUUGUCUGGUAUAACAAGUGGCAUGCCUAAGCCUACUUUUAAUUUUGGAAAUAUUGCACAAACAACAAGCUCUGCAUCAUCAACAUUUGGAUCAUCAAGCACUAAUGAAUCAGGAAGUGAUUUUGGUGUUAAUACAUCUGCUUCUACUACUGGAGGGGCUUUUCAAUUUGGAGCUCCUAUGACUCCUUCCACACCAGCAGCACCACCAUCAAAUAUUAAUGCUAAACCUAGUUUUGGUACUUCAUCUACUAGUGGUUUUGCAUUUGGUCAGAAUAAACCACCAACUACCACUGUACAAAAUGCAACUGGUUUCUCAUUUGGUGGAGGUCAGUUAGCUACUGCUAGUAAUAGCACAUCAUUUGGAACAACUGUAUCAUCAAAACCUUUUACAUUUGGAUCUGCACAGCCAGCACCUGGUGGAUUUAGCUCAUCAAACCCACCCCCAGCCUUUGGAUCCACAAACACAUCUGCUUCAUUUGGAAAUAAUCAAAGUGUACAAGCUAGUCCGUUUGGAACAGGAAACAAUAAAACAGCAACAGGUUUUGGAGGGACAAGUGGCAAUACUUUUGGGUCAACACAACCAGCAUUUGGCAAUUCUCAACAAAACAGUUCAACGUCAGUGUUUGGACAAAGUUCAUCUACAACUGCAUUUGGAAAUAAUACACCACAAUCCACACCUUCUUUUGGUCAGAGUGGAUCCAUCUUUGGUACAUCAAAUCAGAAUACUUCAUCAUUUGGACAGCCAAAUUGUACAGUACAAUCUUCUAAUGCCUCUGUAGCUCCAAUUGCCUCUUUCCAGUUUGGGCAAACAACUCGAGCUAAACCAAACAUCCCAGCACCAACAUUUGGUCAAUCUAACACCAGUCAGAAUAGUGGCUUUAACUUUGCUGCUCCUGGAAGUAAUCCUUCUUUUAACUUUGGUGGUUCGUCAACUCCUGGUACUGGUCCUGCCCCAGCUGGAGCUUUUGGUACACCUACUACUCCAACAAAUCUCUUUACUCCUGGAUCUGUUAAUAGUGCAAGAGUUCCUUCGUCUAGACCUAGACGAAGUCGAACACGAAGAUGAACAUAAAACAUAAUUAGUGUUCUAGCUUUAAUUUUGAUGUAUCCUGGAUCUUGAAAUAUAGAUGAGGCUGAUCAAGGAUCUUCCUUAGAGGGUUGUCAUUAGGCAAGAUAUACAACACAUUACUGAUUAGUGGAUGAGCUUGAAUAUAUAUGUAACCCACAUUGUGUUUAUUUUGUGUCACUUGUCUUGGGGAUAGAGAUAAUUCUCUCUGAUAUAACAAGAUUGCGAUUGGUAAAUACAGAGAAAAAGCUAUGAUAUGAUCUGGAAUAAAAGCCAAAACUGUUGCAUUAAGGUUUGUAAUUAGUGCUAAUUUGCUAUUUAUUGUUAUAAAAAAUUUGAAGAGAUAAAAUCAUGUCUGAGAAUAUUUUAUUAUGAUGUAUGCUUAAGAUUUUCUAUGUAAUUGAAUUGACAUAUAUCUGUAAAUGAUUUUGUGUGUGUGAUAUUUGAAAUAUCAAACAGAAACCUAAUAUAGGCUUGUUAUAUACUUAAAGGUUAGAAACAUGACAGGGAUAAGAGGUUGAUAAAAGGUCCUGUAACUGCUCUUAUCAUUGUUCAACUGUAAUUGAUGACAUCCCAGUUGAGAAUAGGUUGAUGAAUACUGAAUUUGAAUUAAAAGUAUCUUCAUGGGAAAAUAUUGUAUGAUGUUGUAUGUAAAAUAUCGUAUUAUUGUAAAUUUGAUACUGGAUUGUACAAUAAAUAACUUAAAUG